Messenger RNA from Microbotryum saponariae, 264 nucleotides. The record is from the annotation of a GenBank genome assembly. Lineage: Eukaryota; Fungi; Basidiomycota; Microbotryomycetes; Microbotryales; Microbotryaceae.
AUGGCCGGCAACUUGCCCGGCCUGGUACCUACGAACGAGAGAACCUCGUAUAUCAGCAGUGUUCCAGCUGAGUACGUACGUAGCAAAACAAGAUGCUGGAAGAGCACCUCCCAGUGGAAUGAUAUGUACCCGGCCUACUUGGAGGAGGUAUACCACUUGCGUUCGCAACCUGCUGAAUUCCCUCCUCUUAUCGACUCUUUUAUUAGGCACAACGACUCGGCUGUCCCGGGCAUACCAACCGAGGUGGUGCCCCGCGCGCGCUGA